This is a messenger RNA of Homalodisca vitripennis (glassy-winged sharpshooter), 327 nucleotides long. Its product is annotated as cytochrome P450 4d1-like. Lineage: Eukaryota; Metazoa; Arthropoda; Insecta; Hemiptera; Cicadellidae. Bases 1 to 327 code for a protein of 108 amino acids. The transcript has 2 exons. The record is from RefSeq and is a predicted model, not a curated record. Gene Ontology annotation, molecular function: oxidoreductase activity, acting on paired donors, with incorporation or reduction of molecular oxygen; monooxygenase activity; iron ion binding.
AUGGUGGGCUAUCAACUGUAUUCUGUCAACGUGUUCAGCGUGUUGACCACUCUGGCCGUGUUGUUCAGCAUCGUGUACGUGGCUCUGUUCAAGUGGAGGCGGCGUCGUUUGGAGAAGCUGGCCUCACAAUUGCCAGGCCCGCCUACCCUUCCUGUCAUUGGCAACGGCCUCGAGUUCUUGGGAGGUCCAGAAGAGGUGAUGGCCAAGAUACUCGCACUCUGUAGCAGGUACGAGUCGCCAUUCCGCAUCUGGAUAGGUCCCAUCCUGUUCAUUGUGGUCAGCCGUCCGGACGACCUCCAGGUCAGUACAAUCCUUGACUUUAACUAG